Messenger RNA from Rotaria socialis, 4884 nucleotides. NCBI's taxonomy places the organism in Eukaryota, Metazoa, Rotifera, Eurotatoria, Philodinida, Philodinidae. The record is from the annotation of a GenBank genome assembly.
AUGUCAACAUCAUCAAUGAUAGAAUUACGCCAAACACGUUCGACAACCACAACUACAACACCACCUUUAGUAAAUGAAAUCACUGAUGAAUCAAAUAUUCUUCAUAGUCUUCGUUCAAAUCUUCAUUGUCCAGUAGAAUUCAUACAUAUCUAUAAUCAAUGUUAUCAAAUAACAAGUUUUCGAUCGUCAUUGUUUGAAAUUCUUUGUAAUAUAUUAUCUAAUUCAGUUGAUGUUGAUGCUAAAAUUCUAAAACAUAUUCUUGAGUCUUUAUUAACAAAUCAUGAUAGUUUACUCGUAGAAUUAACUGGUCUACAAUUUAAACAAGAUAUAUUGCCAUUUAUUAAACGUACACUAUCAGCAACAGAAGAAGACGAUAAUGAUGUAUUAUUGUUGUCUUUAAAAUUUCUUAUUAAACUUAUUGAUAAUUAUUCAACUUUACUAAGUUCAACAUUAGCUGAAUGGUUAGCGAGUAUAUUACAUUUUGUUGUUACACGUAUAACAUCAUCAUCGUAUGUAAUUUUCGGUGAUUUAAUAAUUGAUUUACUUACGAAAAUAGUGAAAAAUUUCACACCAUUACCAAAAGAAAUUGUUGACGUAUUAGGUCGCUCGCCAUCAUCAAUUAUUUCGACACAGUUUCUUAGCGAAUUAAAAUCAUGGGUUAAACAUGUUGAUGAUAUAAGAUUAGCUUUAUUUGCUAUUCAUCUAUGGGAACCAUUAGCUGCUCUUCUCAGUCGAUUAUUAACACGUGGACAUACCAAAGGAAAUGAAAUGUUAGCUGUUAUGCAAGAUGCAUUUGUUGUUGCCAAUUAUUCAAUACGUGGCGCUGCAUUUUCAUCAUGGUCAUCAUUUAUGUCUCAUAUUUAUCGAUCAGAUUUAAAUUUACAUCAUGAUGAUGUACAUCAACAACAAUUAUACAAUCGUUUAUUGAAAUUAUUUCUAACACCUUUUCUACCUGAUUAUACAUCGAAAAGUAAAUCAGCAUCAAUAGCUAAAUGCCAUGCAUGGCUAAUAUUAGUAUCCACUUAUCCAAAACAUAUUGACGAUGUGCUUUUACCAUUUCUUUCAUUUGCAUUUGGUUAUCAUAUAUCAUCGAAAGUAGCGUCAAUGUCCACAACAUGGUGGCCAGAAUGUCGUAAAAUGGGUGGCCAAUGUCUUCACGAUGUAUUAACUGAUAAUACAACUGGCGAAACUGUUAUUAAAACAGCCGGCGAUCAAAUACUUCAUUAUUUGUUUGAUAUAAUCGAAGAUGAAUUGUUAGAAUACACAACAACUGAAGAAAAAUCGUUGGGAUUACUCUGUUGGAAUGCUUAUUUAAAUCACUUAACACGUAUAUUUACAACUAAUAAUAAUUCUACUGAUAAUAAUCAACGCGAACAAAUCGAUACUUGUAUUUUAACACGUAUAUUCACAGCGAAUAAUUCUAUGGGUGAUAAUCGACGUGAAAAGAUAAAUACUGGCCUAUUAACACGUAUUGAACAAUUAUGGAUUGAUUCACGUAUUUCAACGAGAUUUCUAUUAAAAUUAUUUGAUACAUUCGAACAAACAGGUUUUCCUUUGGCCAUGGAAACAGUAUUACGUGAGUCAAGUAUACGAACAAAAACAUUGUCAGCUACACAAGUUUAUCCAUUGGAAAACAAGUCUUCAAAUCGUACAAAUCUAUCAGAUCGAUAUCUUCAAAUGAUGUUAGAGCAUACCGUUCGUUUUACUAAUGUUGACGAUGAUCAAAAAAUCGAAGAAACUUACCUUCAUGUUUUAUCAUAUUUGAUCGAUACAUUAUCUAAAACUUCUGAUGAUAAUUUUUGUCAUCAAACAUGUUCAUUAUUACAGAAAUGUUCCAUUGAAUUACCUCUACAACCAUUAAACAUUCCAUCCUUAUUUUGGUACAUAUGGUUACGUUGUUCAACACAUUUAAUUAGUAUUCUCAAUCGUACACGUUCAAUGGAAUUAGAUACUCAACGACAAGAAACAACAAUUGAAUUAUUAAUUCGUCCGUUUGAAUUUGGUGAUAGUCACCGUCUUGACUAUUCCUAUACAUUAUUAUGGACGCAAUUAUUUAAAGCACUUUGCCGCUUAGCACUACUUGAUGGCAAGCAAUUAAUACAAAUAUAUAUGGAAUUAUUUCGGCAUACAUCCGUUUUUCAACAAUCAAUAAAUGAUCAACGGUGUCAACGAUUGUUCGGCUUUCUAUUAACAAUAAUGAAAUCGUUAUUGAAAAUUUUUAAUGAUAUUGAUUUAUCAACAAUACCAAAACGUUCAUUAUCAUCUAUAAUGCAGUGUUAUACACAAAUGUCAAUAAUCAUCAAUUCUAUCUUGCAACGUUUAUUAUCGCAUGAUGAAAAUUCUAGUUCAUGGUUAUCGGUUUGUUAUUGUUUAUUAAAAUCAACUCGAAUCUCAUCGAAUGAGCAAUUAAAAUCAAUUGUACUUACGUAUGCACGUGAUGUUGUUGUAGAUUUAUUUAGUUUAUGUAAAACAUGUUCACAAUUCGAAACAAUUCUAACCAAUCUAACAGAACUCCAAUCAUUUCUUACAGUCUAUGAGCAAAUAUCAUCAACAACAACAGCAACAACUUUAGGUUCAUCACCAUUAUCAAUAAAUAAGCAACACCAAUCAGAUAAUGUUCUAUUAAAUAGAAUUAUAUCAACAUUAAAUACAGUAUUUGAAUCAACAAAUAGUUCAACUCUUUUACAACUUGUCUAUCCAAUAUUGAUUAUCGCUUUUCAACAUAGCAAAGCAAUCAUUAGAAAUAAAACUAGAAAAUGUUGGAAUGAAACAUUCGGACGUUUAACAUUUAUUGUUUAUCCGAAUGAGCUUAGAGCCUGUCUUCGUGAUCUCAAAGAUAAGGAACACUUAUUAUUACCAUGUUUUCUUGCCGAUCAUGAUAAUAGUCACACAGCUAGUAGUGGAAUAUUACCCAAUAGUACUGAUGAAAGUCAAUUUUCUCAACAAGUUGAUAUAGUAAUUCCAUUAAUAAAUCUUCCUCGUCCAUCAUCUUCAGAACGCAUUCACUCGCCUUGCUUACAACCAAUUCACUCUACAAAUACCGAUCAAACUGAACCAAUAUUUGUUUCGAUAACAAAUAAUACCAAUCAUGAUAGCCAAUCUCAAUCUCAUGUUGUUAUUAGUAAACGUAUGGCAUCCACCAGUUCUUGUUUAACUGAAAAACAAAAAGAAAAAUUACGUACACGCCAGGCAAUACCGAUACUUUGCGAUGACACUAGUAAUGCACAAUCAUUGUCAUGUACGUUUGAUACGCCAACAAUUGAAAGUAUGAUGGCAACUUAUCAACUUCGUAAUUCAACCAAUGGAAAUAAGCAAACAACAAAUACGCAUAGUACGUCUCUAUUUAAUCAGUCGAGUUCUAAUUCUUCGCCUUCCGUCGAAUCACCAUCACAAGACAAUAAUACAACAGUUGAAUCCGCUUCAUCUCCAACAAUUAUGGAAAGUGCAAAUUCAUCUGCACAACUAUCAACUGAUAACAACGAUGACGAUAUACCUGAAGAAUCAUUGAUUGUAAAAAAACUCCGUCGUUCACGGCGGCAGUCCACAUCUGCACGUAAAAGUUUAACAAAUAGAACAAAAUUGAAAGCGAUGAAUUCAAUGUCGAAUGAACUAUUGACAACUAUUCCGUCGGUUGCUGAUAGUCCGACAGUAUCAUCGGAUAUUGAAAUAAUUAAAGCACGUCCAAUAAAAAGCAUCCUAAAACGUUUAUCACCAACCAAACCUCGACAAGAUCAUAUACGUCAUGUUGCUUUUCAUGAUCAAGUUCGAGUUUUAUUAUUUGCCUCACCAGUCCGCCGUAAUGUAAAUGGUCAACAACAGAAAAAGAAAAGUCCUAAUAAAGAUGAACUGAAAAAUUUAUCAACCAUAGCAACACGAAGUUCAAGUUUAAUGAAUAACAAUGAACAAGUAUUUCAAAAUAAUAAUAAAACACGUUCAUCAAAAUUAUUUAAUUUUGCCGAUGAUCCAAAACCUGAGGCCUCUGUAAAAAUCAAUAAAAUUGAAGAAUUACCUCGGCUAAAACCGACUGAGCCAAUCUAUCCAACAUUACUGGACUGCGAUAAACCGUUAGACUCUCUGAUUCAUGUAGUAUAUGGUGGCGUAUGCCCUACAAAUGCAAUAAAUUAUUUUCGUUCAAUAAAACUAAAUACUGUUGGUGAUAUCGCACGAUCAACAGCUGCACAGAUUGAAGUUUAUCCACUUCCACCACCUAAAUUAGCUAAUAUUCUAAAAGCUCUUUCAUUAUAUCAAGAGCGUCUAAUCAAUUCUCCAUCAUUAUCACCAAUUGUUGGUACAAAUGGUGAAUCUUUAACACCUAUAGCAAGUACAUCUGAAGAACCAAUCGCGAUUAGUGAUGGUACAUUUACCAAAGAAGCUUCAUCAUUGCCAACUGUAGUACCAACACUUAUUGAAGAUCCACAUAAUUCAUUGUAUGACGUUGAUACAUUAAUCGAUAGUCUUGAUUAUGAACGACUUUAUCUCACUAAUAACAAUAAUGAUAUCGAUGAUGAAAUAGAACCGCCGGCGGUGCCACCCCCACCUCCGUCAACCAGCCGACCUGAUUUCAUUCAAAGAAGACGACACAUAGCUUUAGUAAAUCGUGAUGAAGAAAUAUCUCCACAAAAACGUCGUUUAUCAAUAGCAAAUAAAGACGAAGAAGAAAAUCUCGAUAGUCAAGAGCUGGAUGAACAAAUUUCACCGAAAAAACAAACCAUUUCUCAUAGAACAAUAGGGGAACGUUUACAAAAAGCAGCUGAUAUAUUUAAAGAAAAUGGUCAUCUACAAUUUGAUGAAGAUUACAUUGAAUUAGUUCGGCAAUUAUUUAAUAAUUCAUCGCUAACACAUCUUGAGCGAUUACAUUUGAAAAGUUUAUUUCUUGAUAAUUAG